CAUUGGUGCAAAAUUGAUGUUGACGUUAAACUAGAGGAAGGCGAUAGGGAGAUAUCCCAAGCAACCAUUUGGUCUGAUUCGAUUAAUGCCUGGAAAGAUUACCCACGUUGUCCAUCGUCAGGAAACACAGAAACAAGUGAUCUGGAAACCAAAACAGAUUCAGCAUAUGAACAUGAUUAUACAAUGAUCCAAACUACCAACAACGUAUCAGCCAGCUAUUUUCUUUCUGAGAUUGAUGUAAAUGUAAAGCUUGAGGAGAAUGACAUGGGGAUAUCCCCAGCUGUCCCAUGUUCAGGUUCCCAUGUGGGUUUACUGAAAUAACAUUCACAUGUACCUUCUACCAUUAGUCCAGGGCAGAUUUUACGUAUUUUUCCUGAAAAGAUAGGAGCAAGUUAUAUGGAGAAUAAAGCUGUCAAAGUGGUUUAUUUCUGUAAAGACCAAAAUACCAUCGGCACAUCUGUAGGGCAUUUGAUCAAAGAAGAAUCAUGGCAUGGAGCACUGUCCAGUGAUAUUCCGAUAUCAAAUGUGUUCACCCUCAGCGGUUCUUUUGAAGUUCAAAUCAACCCAACUUUACAGGUGUUUAGUGUAAGCCAAACACAGACCAAUAAUGAAUUGCCCGCUGACAAACUUAAUCUCCCAAGCAAUAGUACUGCCAUUCCUUCUGUGCUAACCUUAGCUGUAUCUGUUAGACCUUGGCCUAUUCUUCAAGAUUAUUGUGAGCCAUUGAACUUUCCCUCUGAUGAAGACAAAGACUACAAUGCUGUCAAGCCGUCAGUGUAAUGCGGUAGGCGAAGUCAGGCGCAGGACACAGAGCUAAUCAAAAGGCGUACUUUACUCAAAGGUAAAAGAAUGAACAACAACCUCCACGCAGGGAGGGAACAAACCCGCACACUAACAACAACCGAAACAUGAACAAACACGCACAACACACAGUGUGAGACAGAGGGUUAAAUAGGGAAGACAUAACUACAUAAUGGGAAACAGGUGUGACCAAUUAAGACAAAACAAGUCGAACAUAGAUACAUGGAUCGGUAGCAGCUAGUACUCCGGUGACGACGAACGCCAAAGCCUGCCCGAGCAAGGAGGAGGGGCAGCCUCGGCUGAAUCCGUGACAGUACCCCCCCCCCCCCUUGACACCGACCCCGGCCUCGGGACGGCCAGGAGGACGCAGAGCAGGGCGGGUCGGAUGACUCUGGUGGAAAUCCCUCCGGAACGUACCCCUCCCACUCCACGAGAUACUGCAGGCCCCCCACCCGACGCCUCGAUUCCAAGAUGGAACGGACCGAGUACGCCGGAGCCCCCUCGAUGUCCAGUGGGGGCGGAGGAACCUCCAGUACCUCAGACUCCUGGAGUGGACCAGCUACUACUGGCCUGAGGAGAGACACAUGGAAUGAGGGGUUAAUACGGUAAUUAAUAGGAAGUUGUAACCUAUAACAAACCUCGUUCAAUCUCCUCAGGACUUUAAAUGGCCCCACAAACCGCCGACCCAGCUUCCGGCAGGGCAGGCGAAGGGGCAGGUUUCGGGUCGAGAGCCACCUCACUGCGGUGGUGAUCGGCGCUCGCCUUUUGUCGCCUGAUUGCCCGCUGCAGGUGUACAUGAGCAGCGUUCCAGGUCUCCUCCGAGCGCCGAAACCACUCAUCCACCACAGGAACCUCGAUCUGGCUCUGAUGCCAAGGUGCCAGGACCGGCUGAUAACCUAACACACACUGGAAAGGCGUAAGGUUAGUAGAGGAGUGGCGGAGUGAGUUUUGGCCUAUCUCUGCCCAGGGGAUAUAACCUGACCACUCCCCCUGCUGGUCCUGGCAAUAGGACCUCAGAAACCGACCCACAUCCUGGUUAACUCUCUCCACCUGCCCAUUACUCUCGGGGUGAAAACCUGAGGUAAGGCUAAUCGAGACCCCCAGACGUUCCAUGAACGCCCUCCUGACCCUUGAGGUGAACUGGGGACCCCGAUCCGACACAAUAUCCUCAGGUACCCCGUAGUGCCGGAAGACGUGUGUAAACAGGACCUCAGCAGUUUGUAGGGCUGUAGGGAGACCUGGCAUAGGAAUGAGACGGCAGGCCUUCGAAAACCGAUCCACAACGACCAGGAUCAUGGUGUUCCCUUGUGAGCGGGGGAAGGUCCGUCACAAAAUCCACCAAUAGGUGGGACCACGGCCGUUGUGGAAUGGGUAGGGGUUGUAAUAUCCCUCUGGGCAGGUGUCUAGGUGCCUUACACUGGCGCACACCGAGCAGGAGGAAACAUAAACUCUCACGUCCUUGGCUAAAGUGGGCCACCAGUACUUCCCACUAAGACAGUGCACUGUCCGACCGAUGCCAGGAUGACCAGAGGAGGGAGACGUGUGAGCCCAAUAGAUCAAUCGAUCACGAACCUCAAGCGGCACGUACAUCCGACCCUCUGGACACUGGGGGGAGUGGGCUCAGUACGUAACGCCCGCUCGAUGUCCGCGUCAACCUCCCACACCACCGGUGCCACCAGAUACGACGCCGGGAGUAUGGGAGUGGGCUCAAUGGACCUCUCCUCUGUGUCAUACAGUCGGGACAGGGCGUCUGCCUUAGCGUUCUGGGAACCUGGUCUGUAAGUGAGAGUAAUCACAAAACAAGUGAAGAACAUGGCCCACCUUGCCUGACGAGGGUUCAGCCUCCUCGCCGCCCGGAUGUACUCCAGGUUACGAUGGUCAGUCAAAAUGGGAAAUGGGUGUUUAGCCCCCUCAAGCCAAUGCCUCCACACUUUCAGAGCUUGAACCACAGCUAACAGCUCCCGGUCCCCCACAUCAUAAUUGCCCUCCGUCGGACUGAGCUUCUUAGAAAAGAAAGCACAGGGGCGGAGUUUUGGUGGCGUACCCGAGCAAUAAAAUGCAAAUUAAUUACUUAAAAAUCAUACAAUGUGAUUUUCUGGAUUUUUGUUUUAGAUUCCGUCUCUCACAGUUGAAGUGUACAUAUGAUAAAAAUUACAGACCUCUACAUGCUUUGUAAGUAGGAAAACCUGCAAAAUCGGCAGUGUAUCAAAUACUUGUUCUCCCCACUGUACACCACUACACCCUGUUCAUGCAGGUCCCUGAAAAUCUCAUCAACAAAAGAUUGGAAGACUGAAGGAGCAUUCAUCAAACCGUAUGGCAUGACGAGGUACUCAUAGUGCCCCGAGGUGGUACUAAAUGCCGUCUUCCACUCAUCUCCCUCCCGAAUACGCACCAGGUUGUACGCGCUCCUGAGAUCCAAUUUCGUGAAGAAGCGUGCCCUGUGCAAUGACUCCGUCAUACUCGCAAUCAGAGGUAAUGGAUAGCUGUAUUUUACAGUGAUCUGAUUUAGACCACGGUAGUCAAUGCACGGGCGUAAGCCACCAUCCUUCUUCUUCACAAAAAAGAAACUCGAUGACACAGGGGAAGUGGACGGCCGAAUGUAUCCCUGUCUCAGAGAUUCGGUGACAUAUGUUUCCAUAGCCGCUGUCUCUUCCUGUGACAGAGGAUACACGUGACUCCGGGGAAGCGCAGCGCCUACCUGGAUGUUUAUCGCACAAUCCCCCUGUCGAUGGGGUGGUAAUUGAGUCGCCUUCUUUUUACAGAAGGCGAGAGCCAAAUCGGCAUAUUCAGGCGGAAUGUGCAUGGUGGGAACCUGGUUUGGACUUUCCACCGUAGUUGCCCCUACGGAAACACCUACACACCUCCCCAAGCACUGACUUGACCAUCCCUUGAGAGCCCUCUGUUGCCAUGAAAUAGUAGGGUCAUGAGAAGUUAACCAGGGAAGCCCCAACACCACGGGAAACGCAGGAGAAUCAAUCAGAUAUAGACUAAUUAUUUCCUCAUGCCCCUCCUGCGUCUUCAUCCAGAGUGGCGCUGUGACCUCCCUAAUCAGACCUGACCCUAAAGGGCGACUAUCUAAGGCAUGAAUAGGGAAGGGCACAUCGACUGGCACAAUAGGAAUCCCUAACCUACGGGUAAACUGACGAUCAAUAAAGUUCCCAGCUGCGCCUGAAUCUACUAGCGCCUUAUGCUGGGAAUGAGAAGAAAACUCGGGAAAUACAACAUUAAUACAUAUAUGCGCAACAGGGAGCUCUGGGUGAGUUGGGUGCCUACUCACCUGAAACGGUUCAUCAGUGCGCUGCCUACUGCCUCGACUCCUUGAAGGCCCUCCCCAGCACCGACCAGCAGUGUGUCCUCUGCGGCCACAGUUGGUGCAGGGGACGGCCCCUUUACCGGUCUCCCUCAUAGCAGCACCUCCGAGCUCCAUAGGGGUAGGGUCGGAGGUGCUGGGGGAUGGAAUGGACGGCCCCUAAUCCGGACAUCCGUGGGUAGCCAACAGGUUAUCCAGUCGAAUUGACAUAUCCACCAGUUGGUCCAGGUUUAGGUUGGUGUCCCUGCAGGCCAAUUCCCGACGAACGUCCUCCCUCAAGCUGCAACGGUAGUGGUCGAUGAGGGCCCUCUCAUUCCAUCCUGCGCUGGCAGCCAGAGUCCGAAAGUCCAGUGCAAAUUCCCGUGCGCUCCUCUUCCCCUGUCUGAGGUGGAAUAGACGCUCUCCCCUCUGGUGGAUGAUCGAAUACCGGCCUAAAGCGGCGGGUAAACUCUGCAUAGCUUACAGUUGCGGCGUCUAUUCCCCCCACUCGGUGUUGGCCCACUCCAGCGCUUUACCGGACAGACAGGAGAUGAUGGCGGACACGCUCUCAUAUCCCGAGGGAGCCGGGUGGAUAGUUGCCAGGUAGAGGUCUACCUGGAGCAGAAAACCCUGACACCCGGCAGCUGUAUCGUCAUAAGCCCUCGGGAGCGAGAGCUGAAUCCCACUGGACCCAGAGGGUGAAGCGAUGGACAUCGGUGUAGGUGGUGGUGUAAUCGGAGGAGGUAUAGGGAUACCUCCUCUCUCCCAUCGCUCCAUAGUAUUCACUACUCGUUCCAUAGCGGUGCCAAAAAAACGAUAGAGGAUAAAUAUAUAUGGCAGUGUUGUGUCAGUUACUCAAGACCUAACCUAAGACAUUGUGGGAGUUAUUGGAAAGAUCCAUACGCCAAGUGCAAGGAAAUCGGUGUAGAUUUCAAUGUUGUAUCUGAAGCGAAACAGAAACUUGAUUUUAAUUUACUGACAAAUGGUGUUAUGGUUGAGGUGUCUGAAUAUGCUAAAGAGAUUAAUAGAUCUCGUAAUUUACAUAACAGCAUGUAAGAAAAUCCUACACCUUUUGACAUCUGUAUAAAGGACGAGCCUUUUGUGGACCUGAUAUCUCCUCAGCAUGUGAAGACUGAGAGCGUCUUUACUGAGACAGUUGUAACACGAUGUGCUGAUGAAACCACAAUCCUUGGCCCUGAAAAUGGAUCUAAUGAUAUCUACACGAGGGAUGAAACAGACACAACAAUGGACCAAUCCUUAUUGUUGCCCACAUUAGAAGAAGCAUUGAGGGUCCUCUAUCCUAUAUGUAAGGAAAAAGGACUUGACCUUGAUGUGAAAUCAAAAUUUGGGAAAAAGGAGAAACUUGACUUGGAUCUAUUGACCAGAGACGUAAUGUUUGAAUUGGCUGAUUUUGCCUCAGAAGUGUGUGGUAAUUACAAGCAGAUUGUCUGUGAUGUUCUAGAGCAUCAUUUUGAUCUGGAUUUACAAAGUGGGAAAACUGAGCUGGCUGAAGAUAUUAUGGGCACAUUAAGAGCAGUUUUGCAGAGCAAGACACAUAUAAAAGGUCAAAGGAGAUUUCCUGAAGAAGCAACGCAAACAAAAGAAUCCUGCAGAGAUUUCCAGUAACCAGAAGGUCACUAAAGCAUCACUUGAGCCGAAAUACCAAAGACUGAAAGAAGUAACAAAAAGGAGAAGAUUGGAUUUAAUGAGGAAAAAUAAAAUAAUGUUAAUAGCCAGGGAGUCGAAGGGAGGGGAUUUUUUAGAACUCAGACAAGUAGAACCUCAUUGGGUCAAGAUAGAGAGCAUCUCUGAAGAGACCGACCUUGCACUUUGUGCUGAUGAAACAAAGCAAAUUGUUACCAAAUUAGACCAAUCAACUGUGACAUCUAACACCAAAAAAGUGGUGAAAGAGUGCUACCCACUCUGUCAGGAAAUUGGUCUGGACCUUGAUGUUGCAUCCAAACCUGCAAAAACGAAACUGGAAUUUAAUUUACUGACUUACGGUGUAAUCUUU
Messenger RNA from Coregonus sp. 'balchen', 6104 nucleotides. NCBI's taxonomy places the organism in Eukaryota, Metazoa, Chordata, Actinopteri, Salmoniformes, Salmonidae. The record is from the annotation of a GenBank genome assembly.